AUGGCACGGAAGAUUUCAGUGCGAGCCGCAAAUAUGUGGAGAUUCGAAAUGACGGUAGUAACUGUCACCGCCCAUGAAGGAAGUCCACCGCCUCUACUGCAACUAGAUAUCACACCUGGUAAGGAGAUGCAAUCAACCACUACGCAUGUCAUCUUAAGCAUUUCCACGUCGGAAUAG
Messenger RNA from Plasmopara halstedii, 177 nucleotides. RefSeq lists its product as uncharacterized. Lineage: Eukaryota; Oomycota; Peronosporomycetes; Peronosporales; Peronosporaceae. Bases 1 to 177 code for a protein of 58 amino acids. The transcript has 2 exons. The record is from RefSeq and is a predicted model, not a curated record.